Molecule: messenger RNA, 960 nt
Organism: Pochonia chlamydosporia 170
Lineage: Eukaryota; Fungi; Ascomycota; Sordariomycetes; Hypocreales; Clavicipitaceae
Product: short chain dehydrogenase domain-containing protein
Exons: 1
Coding region: 1-960 (319 amino acids)
Biological process (GO): fatty acid elongation
Cellular component (GO): endoplasmic reticulum
Source: RefSeq, a predicted model, not a curated record
AUGGGGAUCAAUGUUCUGUAUAUUUUGGCGGCCAUAGCAGCCAUCGGCGCCGGAACACUCGUGCUCUUCGGAAAGCCAGCUAGGAAAUUUAUCUCAUUCCACUUCCGCACUCCAACCGAGCCACUGCAAAAGUACAAAUGGGCCGAUCACGCCCUCAUCGCAGGAGGCAGUACCGGAAUUGGCUUGGGCAUCGCAAAGGAACUAGUUAAACACGGAUUUGCCGUUUUCCUAACAGGAAAUGUAUCUGACGAGCUGCAAGCUGCGAAAGCAUCCAUCCAAUCCGCUACACCAGGCGCCCGGGUCACAUGCGUCAUCGUCGACGCCGUCAAUGCCUCAGCUAACCAGAUAGACGGCAUAGCGGACAUAUUUCGGGGCUUAAGAGUGUCCAUAUUGGUAAAUAACGUCGGGGAAACCCUUGGACAAUCAGGCAGACAUUCUGCCGCUGGUGGUGAUGCUAUGAGCCAUAGCGACCGGAUUUCGAGAUUUACGGCACGUCUUACGAUCGCCAUGCUGCCUCUAUUAUCCCAAGGACGAUCAAGGUACACAGGCGGGCUUGUGUUCAAUAUUUUAGACCAAGGAGUAGCCAUGCCAUACAGUGCCAUGUACGACGCCACUACGGCAUUUAGUCACAGACCUAAAAUCACUAAUAUUUUUUGGGAGCUGAAGGAUGCUCUAGAGGGAGGCCAAAUACAUUAUUUAGACGUUGCUCCCGGCGACCUGCUCUCCCAGAGAAACAGUAAAUAUGCGGCGUCAAAAGCGGAAUAUGUUGGCAAGCGAGUUAUUCUCAAUGUAGAUGAGGCACUAAAACAGAGUUCAAGGGCUAUUUGUCCGUAUUGGUGGCAUGAUUUAAAAUGGAGGUGGAUGAGUUGGAUGAAGAAAGACGUGUUGGAUCGCGAGGAGGUCAAGACUAUUGGCAUAAAGAGGGAUGGUUGGGACGCCUAUGCCGAGGAUAUGGAGUAG